This is a messenger RNA of Xyrichtys novacula (pearly razorfish), 306 nucleotides long. The record is from the annotation of a GenBank genome assembly. NCBI's taxonomy places the organism in Eukaryota, Metazoa, Chordata, Actinopteri, Labriformes, Labridae.
AUGUUCCUGAUAAAGAGAGGAUUGCGCUCAGUUUGCCUAAAAAAGUCUCAUAAAGGUGAAAUUAAACGAUUAAACGGAGGUGAAGUCCACACCGUGGCGGCGUGUCCUCACAGAGUUGCUGAUCCUGCGACCUACUGUCCUGCUCAGAAAAACAGAUACGAGUCGUGUUUUGGCAGCAGCGAGGUCAAGGUCUGUCCUGUAAUCAUUGACAGAGACUCUGGACGGGCGGCAGCCGAAUGGUCUACCUCACUCAGGAACUAUAGAGAUCAUGGGAACCAGGUUUAUCAAACACUCUUAGAAAACUGA